AUGAUUAAUUAUGUGGCCUAUUCAGCCAAUCUUGAUGAUAAAACUAUGCAUGAAAUUUAUCUUUGGCCAUUUGCAUCGAGUGUUGCUGCUGGUGUUGGUUCGGUUAUGUGUUCAUAUAAUCGAGUCAAUGGUACACCAGCUUGUCAAAAUAAGAGAACUUUAAAUGAACUGUUGAAAGAAGAACUUGAAUUUCAGGGCAAUGUCAUGUCUGAUUGGGGUGCAACAAAAACUGGCAUUGAAUCGGUUUUAGGCGGCUUAGAUAUAGAUAUGCCUGGUAGUGAUGGACUGAUGGGUAUUGCACUUGUACCAGCUGUUCAAAAGGGAACUAUUCCAGAAGCCAGAAUCGAUGAUAUGAUUACUCGAUUAUUAGCACCUUAUUAUCUUCUUGGACAAGAUCAAGGAUAUCCGACGCUCGAUUUAGAUCGAGAUGCGAUUGGAGAUCAUUACAAGAUUAAUCGUCAAAUUGGUAUGGCAGGUAUUAUUUUACUGAAAAAUAUCAAUAAUGUUUUGCCAUUUAAUGUAACUACAAAUUAUUCCUUUCUUGUUUAUGGCGAAGCUGCAAGUCGAUCUAAACACGGUUUCGGAGACAGCGGUUUUUUACAGCUUGGAGGAGCAUUAUAUCAAGGUGGAGGUUCUGGCUAUGUUGAAUCAACAUACGCUGUAGAUCCUCUCACUUCACUUUUAUCCAAAGCUCGGAAGUCUCAUCUGCAAAUUCGAUAUAUCACGAACCAGUUGGAUAUUAAUGUUAUUAAUGCCUCGUUCAAAUCUCAUGGCUUCACUAAUGCUAAAUGUCUUGUUUUCAUUAGUGCUUUCUCUUCCGAAGGGUUCGAUAGAUUAGAUCUUCAUGCUGCAGAUAAUGGUGAUUUACUUGUUAGCAUUGUUGCUGCAGGAUGUGCUCAAACUAUUGUCAUUGUCAAUAGUGUUUCACAACUUAAUCUUGAAGCAUGGAUUGAUCAUCCUCAUGUCGUGGGUGUCGUUUGGUCAGGUUUGCCUGGAUCAGAAUAUGGACCAGCUCUUAUUGAUGUACUCUUUGGUGAUUACAAUCCAGGAGGCAAACUUGUUUUUACUUUGGCUAAACACGAAUCUGAUUAUGGCACUGAUAUUAGUCUAACUGAGAAUUCGAAUUAUAAGGAAGGUGUUUUCUUAGAUUAUCGUCACUUUGAUAAAUAUCACAUCACACCGCGAUAUCAUUUCGGAUAUGGUCUUUCAUAUACAACAUUCUCUUUCUCUCAGUUGAAUAUUUUAAAAGCUGAAGAAGGUCAGCAUACUGCUUCAUCACAAUAUCGACAACGCCGAACAAGAUCCUAUGUUAACAUUGGUAUUUCAAGAUUUUAUGAGCCUGUCUAUGAAAUCACAUUUGUAAUUACCAAUGUUGGUAAAGUCUAUGGUUCAGAAGUACCUCAACUAUAUCUUGGAUUUCCUGCUGAAGCCGAAGAACCACCAAAAGUAUUACGAGGUUUCGAAAGAGUAUACUUAGCAGUAGGUGAAUCGAAGCAAGUAUCAUUAAUAUUAACACAAAAGGACAUUUCUUAUUGGAAUGUUGUAAAUCAACGAUGGGCUAUUGCUCGUGGUACUUAUACAGUAUGGAUUUCGACAUCUGCUAAUAAUGCUGAUGCUAAACUUCAAAGUUCAUUUGAUGUCUAA
Rotaria sordida is the source of this 1644-nucleotide messenger RNA. The record is from the annotation of a GenBank genome assembly. Lineage: Eukaryota; Metazoa; Rotifera; Eurotatoria; Philodinida; Philodinidae.